Penicillium brasilianum is the source of this 2669-nucleotide messenger RNA. Lineage: Eukaryota; Fungi; Ascomycota; Eurotiomycetes; Eurotiales; Aspergillaceae. The record is from the annotation of a GenBank genome assembly.
CCCAUCCGCACGAGCAGUGACGCUUGCCAGUUUCAUUAAACCCGACCGUCAGGAAAUUGCGUGUGUCAGCGGAUAAGCGGGUCCGCCGUGUUUUGUUUUGCUGAGCUCGGCCAAUAAGGCGAAGCGGGUCCUGCCCUCGACUUUCGUCUCAACACAGCAAAACAUAAACAAGCCCUUUUCGACAUCACCAACAAACGUGUUUGUCUGCCAUCUAUCCUGGGCACCGGCGAGAUGGAUGCGAAGCCGCAGCGAAUUCGCGUCCGUGGCGACGAAAAUGCGCUGCCCUCUUUCCACGCCAAUAAGGCAAUCCACCAACGAAACAAGUCCACUCCGGCACUCAGCCUGAUGGCUCAGAACGCGAAGAACGGCAAUGCAAACACUCGCCGAGCAUUCGGCGACUUGAGCAAUGCUCAGCCGAUUCGUGAGAAUUCGGCUUUGCCUGGCAAGCCUGCUACCCAGGGCGCCGACACCAAACCCGCCCUUUCGCAGCCAGCCCAGCGCCCUCUGUCGAUGUCGAGCGCGAAGGGCUUCCUGAACAAUCUCGCAUCGAAGCCGGUAAACCCUGCUGGCAAAGCUCAUGUUACUGCGAUCAAGAAUAGUGCCAAGAAUACCAACGUGGUUUUCCGCGAUCAGCUGAAGCCCGUCGCCGAGAAGGAAACAUCCAAGGAAGUAAUUAUCACCACCCAGCCCGCUCGCAGCGAUGAACGGCCGAAUGGAAAGGAAACCGAACGAGACCUUGCCAGGGAGAAUGACGAAGAGGAGGAACAAGAGUACUUUGACGUCCCGUCGGAGGGCUCUACCGAGGCGCACAUCGCUGAACACAGCCGCCAGAAUCGUGAGAUGAUCCCAUCGCAGGCAGAGGCCACCAAACCUAUCCCUGCUGCGACCGACGUGGGAGAACCCCGCGCACUUCCUUCAAUUCCAGUCUCCAACUCGUUCGAUGGUUCAUAUGAUAAUCGAGCCCCGGAAGUCACUGGCCCAGCUAUGUCGGAGGUUGAGGAUUCAGAAGACGAAGAUCCUCGUAGUUACCUCUCUCGUACCGAGAACACCACCGGUGGCACAACCACCAUGAUCUUUCCCCGGGCUACCGCUGCGAUGAAGCGUGAGAUUCUGCAUGCUCAAUCCUUCGUCGAGGCAAAUCAGACCGAGGAAGAAAUCGAGGAAGAUUUCUACGACUCAAGCAUGGUUGCUGAAUACAGCACGGAAAUCUUCGAGUAUCUGCGCUACAAGGAGAUUGCCAUGUUGCCCACAGCAGACUACAUGGCUAAUCAGGCUGAGAUCCAGUGGUCGAUGCGCUCAGUCCUCAUGGACUGGCUGGUGCAGGUCCACUUCCGCUUCGCACUGCUCCCCGAGACGCUUUUCCUGUGUGUCAACCUCAUCGACCGGUUCCUAUCGCACAAAAUUGUCUCGCUUGGUAAGCUUCAGCUAGUCGGUGCUACUGCGAUCUACAUUGCCGCGAAGUAUGAGGAGAUAACGUCUCCCUCCAUUGCGGAGAUCCAUUACAUGGUCGACGGAGGCUACAGCAUGGACGAAAUCCUUAAGGCGGAGCGAUUCAUGCUGAAUAUCCUCAACUAUGACCUCGGCUGGCCGGGUCCCAUGAGUUUCCUGCGACGUAUCAGCAAAGCCGACGAUUAUGAUCUCGAGACCCGUACUGUCGCCAAGUACUUCCUGGAACUGACGAUCAUGGAUGAGCGCUUCGUUGCCACUCCUCCGAGCUUCGCUAGUGCGGGAGCCCACUGUCUCGCCCUUCUGAUGCUGCGAAAGGGAUGCUGGACCAUGGCCCACGCACACUACAGUGGCUACCUCUAUGCGCAGCUCGUUCCUGUCAUGUCGACCAUGCUGGAAUGCUGUGAGGACCCCCAGCGUCACCACCUGGCAAUCUAUGAGAAAUACUCGGAUCGCCGAUUCAAGCGGGCCUCUACGUUUGUAGAGACCGAGAUCAAGGGUGGCUUCAAGCUGCCUCGGCCCACCCCUUUCAACGACCGUAACCGGCUGGACGGUGUGGCCAACUACUAAGGUCAUCCCUAAUCCGCCAGCCUGGAUGUCCUUUCCCUGCUUGUACAGUGCAAGCAAAUCACACUCCCUACAUCCCUUCCUAUUUCUUAUGUGCAUCAUGAUUGCUUUUUGGGACACCGUUCCAAGGAGGAUCAUCGGAGUGAGUUCUAAACCUGGAUAUUCACUGGCGUUCAUGACCUUAUCUCCCUUCUUCAUCCGCCAACAUUCUUCGAUUCGCCUACAAUUCGUCCCACACCCACCAUCCACUCGCCUCACGACCUUUACAUGAAACGACUUGACACCGUGCGGGGAGUUUUAUGGUUGGACGGCGUUACGCACAUGGUCUGCUUUUCCCUCGGCGUUUCUCGAUAUUCUUAUUCCCUCGCCAUCUUGCUUUAUUCUCACGAUAAAUACCACAUGCCUACCUUUCUUCGCUUCGUGUUGAUGAGUUCUUGAGUAUUCUCCCAUAUCUGAUAUCAGUUGUCUUCACUUCCACCCCUCUCCUCUGCUGCGGCUCUCAGGAGCACACUGCCUUAAUGACGAUCCUAUUUGUCUGGAGUCCUUCUUCUGCGUUGUUCUUUUAUGGCCUAACAUGCUUUACUGUGGCUUCUUUUGACCUUAACAUAGUGUAUCCUACGAGGCGAAUGCUGAUUCCCUUUGUCGUAAUCCUCUCA